AUGAUCUUGCGUACGCGUUUGCAACGCAAAGAGAUCCAUCUAUGUGAACACGCUCAUGUGCAGCCGCAUCACGUUUUGGUGUGGCCUGUUGGUACGGAGUUGUUGGUCUAUGUGGACGACUGA
This is a messenger RNA of Phytophthora nicotianae INRA-310, 123 nucleotides long. RefSeq lists its product as hypothetical. Bases 1 to 123 code for a protein of 40 amino acids. The record is from RefSeq and is a predicted model, not a curated record. Lineage: Eukaryota; Oomycota; Peronosporomycetes; Peronosporales; Peronosporaceae. The transcript has 2 exons.